Limanda limanda (common dab) is the source of this 3622-nucleotide messenger RNA. RefSeq names its product zinc finger and BTB domain-containing protein 5. The transcript is spliced from 4 exons. The record is from RefSeq and is a predicted model, not a curated record. Gene Ontology annotation, molecular function: protein binding; RNA polymerase II cis-regulatory region sequence-specific DNA binding; DNA-binding transcription factor activity, RNA polymerase II-specific. Gene Ontology annotation, cellular component: nucleus. Bases 220 to 2433 code for a protein of 737 amino acids. Gene Ontology annotation, biological process: regulation of transcription by RNA polymerase II. Lineage: Eukaryota; Metazoa; Chordata; Actinopteri; Pleuronectiformes; Pleuronectidae.
UGUUAGCUAGUUUACAUCUGAAGACACAAGCAGCAGAUUGUUCACAGGGAAGCGGCGCAGCCAGAGCUAACCGCAAGCUAAUGCUAGCGUCGUAGCUAACGGGCUGUUUGCUGGUGUGCAGCCAGAGAACUCCAGGCUCCUCGGUUCCUCUGCUCGGGGCCUGGUCGCUUCUUCUUCUGCCUCCCGGGACACCGACGCCUUCGGGAUAAUUCAAGGGCCAUGGAUUUCCCAGGCCACUUUGAGCAGCUCUUCCAGCAGCUGAACUACCAGCGUAUCCACGGCCAGCUGUGCGAUUCUGUCAUCGUUGUGGGGAGCCGACACUUUAAAGCCCACCGCUCCGUGCUGGCGGCCUGCAGCACUCACUUCAGAGCCCUGUUCACUGUGGCAGAGGGCGAUUCGAGCAUGAAUAUGAUUCAGCUGGACAGCGAGGUGGUGACGGCUGAAGCUUUUGCUGCUCUGGUGGACAUGAUGUACACGUCCACACUGAUGCUGGGGGAGAGCAACGUCAUGGAUAUCCUCCUCGCUGCCUCACACCUGCACCUCAACAAUGUAGUGAAAGCCUGUAAACACUACCUGACAACACGUACGCUGCCUAUGUCGCCCUCAUCUGACAGACUCACACAUCACCAGCCUCAGCAGGACCAGCAGAGGCGCAGGCAGCAGCAACAGCAGCAGCAGCAGCAACAGCAGCAACAACAGGCAGAUUUAGCAGUGAACCCUAAUCUAGCAGCUAAUGCUAACCUUGCAACAAAUGCUGCAGCAUCAAAGUUGCAGCGCUCCUUCCUGUUGCAGCAGCUCGGUCUCAGCUUGGUGAGCUCUGCUUUGGGUGGGAUAGAGGAGGAUGGGAUGGGAAAUAUAGCUGGCAAUAGAGAGGUGGGACAGAGAGCCUCUUUCCCUAUCCGACGCUUUCACAAACGCAAGCCCUCCACAGCACUGAACCUGUCAGAAGAGAGACCCAGGCAGAGGCAACGCCCCUCAGCCCCUAACCACGGCUUGUUGGGAGAAGAAGGGAUGAGCGCAGAGCGAGAGGAAGGAGCACUCCUGUCCCCGGACUUCCACAAGAUGGGGGACGAAUCAAAAUUAGGUGCUGGCCACGUAGGGGUCUCCCAAGAUGACCCUCAGAUGCCCAGCCAGUCAGACAGUGGACACUGUGGGGGGGAGGACUUGGUGAGAAUGCAGGGAGGAGUGAGCAAGGAGGAGGAUAUGGAUGACCAUGACCAGCAGGACAACAGGUUGGCUGUGAAGAUGAAAUCAGGGACAGAGGAAGAGGAGGCUGAAGAACAGAAGGUGGUGGUUAAACGAGAGCCGCUAAGCUCGCCUGAGCCGACGGAUGAAAUCAGUGACGUGACAUCGCAGGCUGAGGGCAGCGACCCGGCCGAGCCUGGAUGUCCAGAGGAGGAGGAGAAGGUGGAGCUGAGCCCAGAGAGCAGCGACCGCAGCUUUACCUCGGAACCCCAACCCAGCUCUGACUCUCUGCUGCAGCCCAGCUCCCAGCUUCUCAUCAAAAGCCACAUGGGAGGAGGCGCCGGAGGUUUUGGAUCAAAUAGCAAACCCGGUUUCAGUAUUUCCAGCUUCCUUAGCCCAAAGGAUUAUGGAAGUGGUGUUGCAGGGUUGGUUACAGGAGAAGAUGACCUGCCCAACACGACAACUGGGGAUGCAGUAGCACGUCACUUCCUGAUGCGACAGGAAGCUGCUGGACCACCUGGCUCUGCUUCUUCUUGUCUUCUGCAGUCCCCACUCAGUGGUGAGAGUCGCAACAGCUUUGGAGACAACUUGCAGCAUGAUUCUCUAUUCCUCCGUCCCCUGCACAACAGUUUGGGGAACCCCAGAGGAGGCGGAGGAAAUAUGAGUGGAGGGCAUGGAGGGUUUGAGCCCUUUGGUUUGGACUUCCAGCGCUCCAGUCUGGGUCUUCACUCUCUAGGGCAACCCUCACGAGGAGCCGGAGGAGCCGCCACUGUUUCUCUGGGCUAUCCAGGCUACAGGCGUAUAGCCCCAAAAAUGUCGGCCGGUAUAGGAGGAGAAGAAGGUGUAGGCGGUGUUCUCCAGGAUUCGGCCUCUUCCUCCUCAAGUCUGGCAAGUCCCCUGCUUCUCAACGAGAGCGGUGGGUAUGACAUGAACAGUGGCAGGCCCACCUCCCUCCCCCCUCAGCUCACCCGUGCUUCAGCGGACGUCCUGUCUAAGUGCAAGAAAGCUCUGUCGGAGCACAAUGUCCUGGUGGUUGAGGGAGCUCGGAAAUACGCUUGUAAAAUCUGUUGCAAAACCUUCCUAACCCUGACUGACUGCAAGAAACACAUCCGUGUACACACGGGUGAGAAACCCUACGCCUGCCUCAAGUGUGGGAAGCGCUUCAGCCAGUCCUCCCACCUAUACAAGCAUUCCAAGACCACCUGUCUGCGCUGGCAGAACAGCAACAUGUCCAACGGCCUGAUGUAGGAUUGGGAGUCAAAAUAUAAAAGCCCCUAAAAAUUUCAAAUCAAAAAUGUUCUCAAGCUCUGACAGACCAGACUUAAACUAACCAGUCCUGAUCACAGACCAAAGACGGGGAUGAUAAUGUUAUCAUCAUUUUUUUUAUUUCGGAGAAACCAAUAAUAUCAAGUCAGUUAAAGUAUCUGUAAAGACAUUUAAUCUGAUGGAAGAGUGUAAGGAUACAGGACAUGUAUGUAUAUAGUACCGUUGAUGUACAUUGUAAUCUCUCCUAUAUGAUUAACAAAAAAGAAAAUGGACUUAGCAUUAUAUGAUGCAGGCCAGUUCAGGCUGUAAAGCAGCCACACUGUUGGGGGUUUGGUGUUUUUAGAAAAACGUCCUUGUCUGAGUGUUUGUAGAUCAGAGGCAGCUGCAUCACACUGCUGAGUGGUCCCAACUGUCAUAUCAAUGCCUUGUUCUGUUCAAUGACAGUCAUGACUGUGAACUAACUGGUUCAGAGUCUGUAGUGGUGCAAGAUAUAAUUCCUGUAUUUACUAAGAAGGGUCUUCUUUCAUUUACUCAAUCUGUGAAAGGUAGAGUUAGAGACCAGGAUAAGAACAACAACAGAAAACAAUUCAACAUUUGAAAACAGCUGCAUUUUGAACCACCUUAGUUAAUAUUGUUAACAGCUAACCAAAUAUUGUUUGGUAGCUGGCAAAUAAUUCAGUAUGUAACAGGGACUUUACACUUUACGUGACGACAAGAGUAAAUGUCUUACUUUGAUAAAUAUGUUCCUGUGGAUCGUCAGGUCCAAUUUUUGAGGCAAUGGGACCUUUACAUUUUUCUGAUCACAUCUUUCCUCGGUUUACAGCUCAAGCUAUUAACAUUGUCGUCCCUUUUGGUUAAGGAACAAAUCUCAUAAUUGAACUUGCAGCAUCUUUGCAUUAGCAGCAGGAUCAGUUCUGUGGUCACUGGGCAUUCCAGUCUAAUUUGGAGAAAUGCAUAAUAUGAUAUUGUAUCAUAAUGCUACGAUAAUACUGAGAUAAUGACAUCACGGAAGAAUGUACAUGCACCUUAUUUUGUGUCAAGAUUAGCAAAACUGGUUAUUAAUAGUUGUUUAUGUAAACUUUCCGUAUUGGUUCCCGACUGGUAAUGAUCAGAAGAAAAAGACAGCUGUGGCAAAACACAAUUAGUGACUGUCCGUGUGUGUGUGUGUGUG